AUGAAUGCCGAGGUAGCAGAGGCGUCAUCGCUUCCCCAUCAGCCUCCCGCGGGUGGCCGCCCCCCGACUGGCCCUUCUGCCGCCAAGGGCAACGUGCCACCCCCUGCUGACGUCCCUUCUGCCGCCAAGAUCGCACCCACUCCCGUGGCAGCUGAUGUCGACAAAGCGGCGGAGAAGGGUGUGCGUGCUGCGCUUGCCACCAGCGGCGGCCCUGCUGAUGAGGUCGUCCACAAUGCGGAUAUCGCUACCAUCCAGGCCCACCUGGAUGCUGCCAAACGCACCGGGCAACCCCCAACACUGGCCAUCUCGGACACGGCACAUGUGGAGCCCGGCGGUUCAAUGGAGCCAAAGACGACCACUGAUGCUGACGGCGAGGGAAAGUUGCAACGAAAGGGGAAGGCUGACGCAGGGGAAGGGAAGGCGAGGACAACAUGCGCGACAUCGGCGGCGAGAGGGAAAGAGAAGGCGGCGGAGAAUAUGGAGGAGGAGUCGGUCGGCGAGGGUAAGUCGGCGAAGAAAGGGAAGGAGACGGCGACGGAGGAGAAGGCGGCGGCGAAUAUGGAGGAGAAGUCGGAGGGCGAGGGUAAGGGUGCGAAGAAAGGGAAGGAGAAAGCGAGGGAGAAAGAGAAGGAGAAGGCUGCUGAGAAGGAGAAGGAGAUGCAGAAAGAACGGAGGGGUCACGGCAUCCGCCACGACAGCUCGGGCGACGGCCAAGGAUGGGUGGGCGAGAUUAAGCUGGUCGGCGCUAAUCGAUACAUCGUCAAGUCGCGCGACAAGAUGGGGCUGGCGUACCUGCACUCGAUUGCUUACAUCGUCUACGACGGUUUUGUAAGCAAGGUCCUCAUGGACGAGCUCGCCGUCUUGGAGGAAGCCGAGUUGGAGCGGUGGAGGAAGGUGUGGGAGGAGGUCCGGAUCUUGCCGACAGGGAUGUGGACGGCGAUAUGGGCCCGUGGGGCAUACCUUCCAAAGACUCGGGUCGACGACAUUCUCGGCAAAUAUCGAGAGUACAAGAGCUCAGGCGAUGCGCUCCACGACGCGCUCUUACCGGCGAUCUGGUUUUCCAUCGAUGCCGAUACAAAAGAAGGCCAGGAGAAGUCGGAUGCUAUGAUGUCGGCCUUGAUCGGCCGCGUGUCCAUGUGCGCGGCGUUUGGGAAGGUAGCUGCGAGCGUGGCGAGGAAGGCGGGAGACACGGAUGAGAUGACGGAGAUGGGGGCACAGGCGUUAGCGGCCUCCGAUUGCACCGUCUGGUGCUUUGUCGAGUACGACGACGCCCAGGUGCUCGGUGCUGUGGGCGAAGGGAAGGCGGCGGCGAUGGUGGCCGGUGCGAGCGAGUCGACCGCCGAUGUAUUCAAGAAGGUCAUACAAGCGGUUUUGGACGCCGAGAUCAACAGGGAGCGACCCCUAGGGGAGGUUGCUCACAACGUCGCGCCGGCGCUGCAGAAUCUCGCCCUGCAAAGGGUCUAUCCGGGUGGAAAUACCGACGUCGAUGCCGAGGUGAUCGCUAGAGCGUCGGUAGAGACACUGGCGUUUUGGGGAAUGUGCCCCGUCGCCGCGCCGAAGCUCGAAGAGAUCGGCAUCCCGGUGCCAUGUGACGCGCAGAUGGAGUACGAUCUUGACCACAGGGGGAGGAAGGGGCAGAGGGGCAAGCAUGGCAAGGACAGCACGGGGAAGAAGGAGAAGAAGGGCAAGAAGGGCAAUGACAGCACGGCGGCGUAG
This is a messenger RNA of Closterium sp. Yama58-4, 1716 nucleotides long. NCBI's taxonomy places the organism in Eukaryota, Viridiplantae, Streptophyta, Zygnematophyceae, Desmidiales, Closteriaceae. The record is from the annotation of a GenBank genome assembly.